Molecule: messenger RNA, 507 nt
Organism: Acanthosepion pharaonis
Lineage: Eukaryota; Metazoa; Mollusca; Cephalopoda; Sepiida; Sepiidae
Source: the annotation of a GenBank genome assembly
AUGGUAAAUGAGACUUUUCUUUUGCACGUCUCUAAAGUUUGGUCUUUUUCUUUCUGCUCCAGUAAGCAACAAUCCGAUGCGGAUACACGAUCUCCUUUACCAAUCGAUCUUUAUCUUCUUCAAGAAUUCCAAGCGAUGGACAAAGACAAUAAAGGUCGUUUGAACCUCAGGCAGUUCACCAAUUUACUGCUGUAUCUCGGGUUCUAUCAACCAGCCGACAAAAUUCGGGUAAGUGAUAUUAACAUAUUCUCACAAUUUUUAAAACUGUUUGGUCAUGCUUGCUUGCUCGCAUUUUUUUAUUCCUUUUCUCUUAUUUCUAUCUAUCUAAUUUUGCUCAUAUCUAUCUAUCUAUCUAUCUAUCUAUCUAUCUAUCUAUCUAUCUAUCUAUCUAUCUAUCUAUCUAAUUUUGCUCAUAUCUAUCUAUCUAUCUAUCUAUCUAUCUAUCUAUCUACUUUUUUUUUUUUUUUUUUGUUAGAUAAAAAUAUCUUUUAUGCCGCUCGCCUCUGA